Messenger RNA from Phalaenopsis equestris, 2464 nucleotides. RefSeq names its product DNA-directed RNA polymerase III subunit RPC5. The record is from RefSeq and is a predicted model, not a curated record. Gene Ontology annotation, cellular component: RNA polymerase III complex; nucleus. Gene Ontology annotation, biological process: DNA-templated transcription. The coding region runs from base 342 to 2309 and encodes 655 amino acids. NCBI's taxonomy places the organism in Eukaryota, Viridiplantae, Streptophyta, Magnoliopsida, Asparagales, Orchidaceae. The transcript has 13 exons.
ACCGGGAAUUGGCGUCAUUUCUUACCGGAGCUAAGGAUUUACUAAGGCUUUUGUUGCCGUUUGGCGGGAUUUAGCUCAAAUCAUUUGUAAAUCCUGCUUAAAACUGGCUACCAAACAGUCCUGAAGCGCGCUUCAGCCCCGAUAAAUCCCUUGAAUCUACCUUCCAACGGGAUUUACUAAAUCCUGGAUUUAAGGCAAAACUGAGGAGAAACGGGAUUUAAGAUGCUGUAGGAUUUAACGCAGUCAUUUCUGUAAUCUGGCAGGAUUUAGGUUAAAUUCUGCCACCCUUGCUAACCCAUAUUCUAUCUAAUACACCAUAUCUGCUGCGGUGGCGAGGCGCAAUGGCUGCCAGCGACGAACUAUUCUCUAUGGAUAUUGAUGUCGUCCAGGAUCCACCCAAGCCUUCUCGUUUCCAGCCCAAGGUGAAGGGCAAGGACAAGGUGAAGGCCGAGGCAUCAUCGUCACCAUUGUUGGCUCUUACACGAAUGCCACCUGCAGCAGAGUCCAUUUCUCAUUCGGUUAAAAUGGAGCCCUCUGAAGUUGCGUUUGUUCCUUACUGCAACGGCGUCAACAGAACGACCAACGGAGUAGAGAGCAGUUCGAUGGAUAUUGAGGAUGAGGAGGAUGUGGUGGUUCAGGAGCUCGAUGUAUACAUAAAUCCAUAUCUUGAUGCAGACACUAAGUUAUAUAAUAUGCAACAUCUAGAAAGGCCUUAUUUUCGUCCAUACGAAAUGAAUGAAAGAUGCAAUGAGGUUUGGAUUAACCCAAAAUCAUCACAAAUUGAAAUUCAAUUGAGUUUUGACACAGACAAUGAAGAAAACUAUGACCUAGAAGUUGAUGAUAAUUCGAUGAUUACUACACUGACAUUGUUGUCAUCCUCAAAGCCUUUUGCAAAUGAUGUUGCUGUUGGGUUCCUCAAAGGAAAUAAUUUUUAUGUGACUCCUUUGCAUGAAGUGGUCCAGUUUCGGCCAUCAAUGUCUCAGAUAAAUGGAGUUCAGAAGAUGAGACAAGGUGGUCAUCAUCUACAAUCUAAUUUAAAGCCGGUUGAAAAUGUUAAGGAAUCCUUACAGGUAUCAAAUAAUAAGGGAAAGGUCAUGCAGGACGAUGCAAAAGAGGCUAAUGAGCUCAUCAAUACUGAUGAGCCAUGGGUUUUACUGGAGUAUCAUGCUGGUGAUAGUACAAAUUCAUUAAUUUAUUCGGAAAGGGCACUUACCGAUGGAAGAAAUCGUAUGCCAUUAGAUAUGAAGCUGCCUGAUUAUGUCAACUCCUUUGACCCUGCAACAUCUGGCUGCAUGAGGAAAACUAUUGGCUCUUUGAAAAGGGACUUGCUCACAAAGCCUUUAGAAGAUCGUCUCAAGCAAUGGCUUUCUGAGGGGCCUCAAGUGAAUCGUUUUACUGCUCUGCUGCAUCUUGCUCCUAAUGAUUCUGUGGAGGAUGUUCUUACACAGCUUCAGCGUUAUGCAUAUUUGGUACAAGGCCUAUGGGUUUCUAAAAGUUCUUUAUUUCAUGAUGGACUCCCAGCUCUGUAUAGAGAUUACAUCCUUCUGCAAUUUAGUAAACUGCAUGCCGUCCAUGAUAGCAAACUGAAGGUAGUAAAACCUGAAGAUCUUAGAAAAAGUUUGCUAAAACCGCUGGCUGUUGAAAGACCUUUGCUUCAAGAUUGGAAAUUUAAAGAAGAUACCGAUUCAUCAUUUAUUAAACAAUAUCCUGAAAUUGUUAAAGAGCAAGAACUCGCUUGGUCUGUUCGUGAGAAGGAAAUCUUGGAAUCCUUGCCUGCUGGUGGAAGAAGCUUUUCUUCAGUGUUGAAAAACUAUGCAAAUCUGGGCAUAUCAUCCAAACCCAAUGGUUCGAUCGAGCCGGGACACAAUAGAGAUAGAAGUGAUUUGAAAAGUUCUGUAUUUGCAAAUAUGCCAAAUAAGCGCCAAGAACCUCUUGCAAAAUCUAUUUUGGAACUCUUACACCUUUACAAGGUGCUCAGCCUUAAUUCGAUCAUUCAAGGAUUGCAGGGAAAGACGAAUGCUGGCUCAGCUGAGGUUCAAAGUGCUGCAGAUCAAAUUGCUUUGAAAAUUCAUGACAUAUAUGUGUUGAAGUCUUUGGGGAAACCAACAUUGGAUCAAUUCAGGAAUGUUGUUAUUGAAUAUUUCAUUGGCAAGGGGCGAAAUGCAAAGGUUAAGAAGCAGGAAAUAAAAUUAGCUGCUCAGUAUCGACUGAAAAGGGUUGUUUCUGAUGUUGAUUAUGGUCAGGUUAUGAAUGAGCUUUGCGUGUCUAGCGGAGGAUCAUGGAUGCUUAAAAGUGGUGCCUUGAAAUGAAGCUGGUCACUUGCUUAACCUGACUUAUUUUUGUAAUUGUUGUAAAAUUUUAUGAGUUUUUUUCUGUAAUUUUGAAAUGUCUGUUUUCCUUAUACAUGUAUAUAGGGUCAUUACUCAUUAGUUUUGUUUAUUAGAUUUAUAUAUUUGUUUUGACA